Messenger RNA from Coffea eugenioides, 549 nucleotides. RefSeq lists its product as uncharacterized. Bases 1 to 549 code for a protein of 182 amino acids. NCBI's taxonomy places the organism in Eukaryota, Viridiplantae, Streptophyta, Magnoliopsida, Gentianales, Rubiaceae. The transcript has a single exon. The record is from RefSeq and is a predicted model, not a curated record.
AUGGGGGACACAAACAAGCCAACUCAAUUGAGCAUGGCAUCCAAGUUUGACAAUCCCAAUCAUCCUUUGUAUCUUCACCAUUCAGAUCAACCUGGAUUGGUUCUUGUAUCACAAGUUCUCACUGAAGAAAACUACAACGUAUGGAAUCACUCCAUGACUGUGGCCUUGAUGGUCAAAAACAAAUAUGGCUUUGUUGAUGAAUCGAUUUUACGACCAAACGAAGAUGCAGAAGACAAAUUGCAGCAGUGGAUUCGUUGCAACAAUCUCAUCAAGACCUGGAUAUUAGGUUCACUUUCCAAGGAAAUUGCAGCAAGUGUUUUCUAUUGUGAAGGAGCAAAGGCAAUUUGGGAUGAACUCUAUAAACGUUUCUCUCAAGUAAACAAUAUCCAAGUUCUUCACAUUGAAAACGAGAUACAUGAUUGUAUUCAAGGAACCAUGUCUAUUAGUUCCUAUUUUACCAGACUCAAAGGAUUAUGGGAUGAAAAAGACGUCCUUUUUCCUAUUGCAGCUUGCCAAUAUGGAACUAUGAAGGAAGAGCUAUCCUAUUGA